Molecule: messenger RNA, 745 nt
Organism: Drosophila eugracilis
Lineage: Eukaryota; Metazoa; Arthropoda; Insecta; Diptera; Drosophilidae
Product: microtubule-associated protein RP/EB family member 1-like
Exons: 2
Coding region: 99-599 (166 amino acids)
Biological process (GO): protein localization to microtubule plus-end; regulation of microtubule polymerization or depolymerization; spindle assembly
Cellular component (GO): spindle midzone; microtubule plus-end; cytoplasmic microtubule
Molecular function (GO): microtubule plus-end binding
Source: RefSeq, a predicted model, not a curated record
UUUUGACAUUCAAAUUUAUAAUUCUGUACAUUACGGACAUAACAAAUCAUACCAUAUUUUUAUUCUAAUUAAUAAUUUUAUAAAUUGUGUUACCAGUAAUGGAGAAAAACGGGUUAAGCUCCUUGGGAAUAAUAUUUAUGCAGUGCUCGGCUGCAAUACGAGGUUGGGUGAAACAGAGCCUUAACAUUGAUAUGCGUUGCAUUGAGGAGCUAUCCUCUGGAGCCAUCUACUGCCAGUUGCUGGACAUGAUUUACGAAAAUGUGGUGCCGCUCAAGGAUGUCGUUUUCGCUACAAACCGUAUAACUAUUUUUAGAAAAAACUUUAUAGUGCUGCAGAAAUGUCUGGAACAGCUGGAGAUUCCGAUCGAAGUGCCCAUCGAAGACCUUGUUUGGUGCGACUUUGAGGCAAACCUGGCUUUUGCCGUAGAGUUCUUCAAAAUCUUCAGGACUCUCAGCAGCUCUUGUGAGAAACGAAUGCUGACCUACAAAGCACUGACCGCCCGUAACUAUCAGAAGUUCUCGAUGGACCCCCCAACGCUGGUCUCUCGUGGAACUGAGAUCCCAAAUCUCGAGGAGCUGGAAAAAAAUUUCACAAGCUAACGGAGACGGUGAACGGAUUAAAUAAGAUCUCGGAGAAACCUAAUAGAACCUUGGGAGAUGCCAUCUAUAGAUGCCGGACCAAUUUCCGGCCUGAUUUCACUUGAGCAACUUCAGAGAAAUCCUUCCAAUUACAGACCGAUAACAUA